CGGGCGUCAACUCACCGUCCUGGCUGGAACGCAACCGCAACACUCCAACACGCAACGCCAGCCUAACACCGUUCUUACCGCGUCUCCGCUAGCACAGUUCUGCACGCCGACCUAAAGGAGCUGGAGGCUGUGCGGGCUACUGCGGACCUAGUCCAACCCCCGGCAAUAAUGGCGCAAGCCUUGGACACGAAUCAAACUCAAGCCGGCGCCGACGCAGCAAACCAAACGAUGCGCCGGUGUUCAAAGUGCAAGGGCUAUCGGCCAGAGUCAGAAUUCGACUCUGAAAAUCGGCAGUGCAGGAAACACAACAGGGUGGAUCGCGAGAAGAAACGGGCCGAUAAGAGGAAGAAGCGCCUUCUAGAACGCGUCGGCCCUGGAGACCGAUAUUGCGCUCAGUGCAAGAAAAUACAACCGGAGAUGGAUUUUGCCCUUAAACCAGAUGGAUCGAGGAAUUCCCAAUGUUCGAGACACUACGUCAAGAAACGCACUCCUGCACCCCAUAUCAAGCCUACAUCAAAUCAUCCUCCUCCCGCACUACAUCCUUUGGUCGAUGCAACCUUAUCUCCAAAAGAUCCUCCAGUAAACCCGCACCAGGGGCGCCCAGCUGCCUCCAUCUUGGAAGAACGCAAGCUCCAGAUUGAGGAAGACAUUAGGCAAGCAAUCGAGAAAGGCAUCGACAAUAUUGGCGCGCUUGCUGAGACAGGAGCUUCCGCGAUUCUUGGACGACUCUCUAAAGGCCGCGAAGGUUCCAAACAUUGUCUUUAUUCAGAGUGGGAGGCAAGGGAGGCAGUUGAGGCCCCUGCGGACAGCAUCAUACUGGCUACCAUGGAGGAUGCCGAGAAGAUCAUGCGCCAGGCACCACUGAGGAUGCCAAUCCUCGUCUGCAGGGAAGUCCGGAAUCCGCCGCCCUAUCUUGAGACCAUCGACCAAUACCUCCGCGAUACGCAAAUCUUCCCAUUCAUCACUGUCCAGGACUAUGAGGGCGGGGUAAAGGCAUCGACCUCAAAGAAGAAGAACAGCAAUAGCAUCAUGGGACCGCGUGCGAUGCCAAAGGCCGAGUUUAAAGGCUCAGUCCCGAACCCCGAGCCGGAAUGCUUUUCCCGGAUUGAGUCUCUUCAGCUCCUAACCAAGUUCUCUGGCAGUGGCUGGGGCGGCAAGGGCGCCCCCUCUGCUGACCUCACGGACGCACGGUCCUUUGGCCUGCUUGCUAAGCUCGGGUCCUGGUCAAUGCCGCACGUUGAUCGCCACGCGAACUGUCCACACCAAUACCCAAGGCCAAUAUCCGAGAGUCUCAGAGCGGAGAUCCAAAGCUCGGCCAUUGGGACCCAAUCUGGAUCUAAGAACUAUCAUAAGCCGCGAUCCUUGGCGAAGUCCAAGCCGUUGUCCUCGACGGGAUCCGAGGAAGAAUCUGGGGAAUUUAAGCGUUGGAAGGAGGCCUAUGCUAAUGCACCUGCAAUCAAGCCCAUUGCCAUAAAGAUUAGGGCAGGGGACUUACUAAUUCAACCCUCCGGGAAGCUGCGGACCGUUUGGUUGUGGGCUGCGUCGCGCUUGGACUGGGCGCACACACGCUUCGCACUGCACGGUGAGACCAGAUUGAAGGUGAUUGUGGCAUACGUCGAGGAACCAUGCGCGCGUCGUAGAAAGUGUGCGAGAGAUGGGAAGUCGGGCGCCCGGCCACCUCUUUUGCUAGCUCCCGCUGCAAGGCGGUCCGUGCGGCCCACCGAACGUCGUGCCGGCACCCCGAUGGCGACCUCAGCCCCUAGGCCCGACCCAUCGACACCGCCCGCGGCACCGGCCAGAGGGCGCACGAGGAAGCUGACUGCGAAGAGACUCGAGGCUCAGCAGGCACGACAAAUACGGACGACAGCACUACGAGCGGUACCGAGGGAGAUGGAGCAUCAACGUACUACGGAUGGCAGGACGAAGAGCCGAACGAUGAACCGCUGCCUUUUCCCGCCAGACGCGCGACCGUCUCGCCGGGGCAAGCAUACGACAGCAUUAUAA
Molecule: messenger RNA, 2004 nt
Organism: Trematosphaeria pertusa
Lineage: Eukaryota; Fungi; Ascomycota; Dothideomycetes; Pleosporales; Trematosphaeriaceae
Exons: 7
Coding region: 169-2004 (611 amino acids)
Source: RefSeq, a predicted model, not a curated record